GCACUGUUAGAUGAUGACGCGCUUGUCACCAACACACGAUCAAUUUGAAACAGCACGAUCACUCGCUGGGCUAGGAGCCGAGCACAGGGGGGUUAGAGUGUUUGCGAAAUUUGUACAAUUGCUCAUUGCGGUGCUGCAAUUAAACGCGCCAGCUGCUAGUACAAGUUAGUUGGUCGAACGGUCGAGCGGCUAGUUGUUCGAUUCGUACGAAUUACUAUGUGCGGUGGCGAUCGCGACGACAAAAUUGACGUGAGAAUAAAUAAAAUGCAAAAAAAAAAAAUUAAAAAAGAUAACUAAAAAUAUACUAAAAUAUUAAAUGCCAGCGCUUCGGUGUAAAGCUAAAGUAAGAACUUUGUUGUAACGUCGACGCGCAUUAAUGAUCGUGUGCAAUGUGCCAGACUGCCUGUGUUACGGAGAUUUUUUCUUAUUAUCUUAAUUCUUGGAUUUCGUAACUUUAGCCAAGAAAUUGAAAAUAAAAAAAAAAUGUCAGACAGUUGAAUUUCAUAAGUGUUAAAUGCAUUUACGUCUUUUAACUCACCACAACAACAACGGCAUAACUAAAGCAUUUGAUUGAUCGUUGCCCUUGUUUGUUUGGAAAAGAGAACAGAAAAAGCUCAUGAGAAUUAUAAUGAAUCACUUGCUGGCAUAAAUUGAUCUGCUGACCUUUAUAAAUAUACCCAUACGGAAAUUGUGUAAGAAUAGGCAAACUUCUAGCAUUCAAUUAAAGAAUAGUGUGUCUUAAAAUAGCAGAAACUAGAAUUAUUUAUGCGAAAAUAGACGGACCACAUAUACCAAACAGUGCAAAUUACCAAACGAUCACGCCGCGAUCCAGCGACCCAGCGAUCCAUGAUAAUGUGUUUGUAAAUAAAGACUAAGUGAAAUGCAUAAAUGUGUAAUUUGGAAAUUGUUUACGUCUGUCGCUAAAAAAAAAGUGCCCGAUUAUUUUCAAUGAACCAAAGAAAAAACCCCUCUGACCUCACAAGCAAAUAGAAAACAAAUAAUAAUAAAAGAAAAUAGUUUAUUUAGCAUAAGCAGGUGUUCUUGCUUUACGUGGACACAAAAACAAAAAAUAAAGUUUCCUUCAACAACGACCGGGAAGCCUUACUUACUGAAGUUCGAAGAUCACUGCUCGUUAUACUGAAAAAGUCACCUUAACUGUGAAGAAAAUAUUCUUCACUCUCCAGUUAAAAUGAUAAAUAUUUCACAGAAACACGCAAAAUUUAAAUAUAUAAUAAAAAUAUGAAUUAAUUAUCACAAAUAAAUAAUAAAUCCGUAAAGUCAAUUCACCAACAAAUCAUAAAUUAUUAAUGUCGGAAUAAAUAUAUCACAUAGCAGUAGUGUGUUCAGAUCUUAUGGCAGAUCAGGUGACUUGAUAUGUGCGAAUUCACGUUCAUAAUGACAACAAUAAUAGUAAUUUAAUUAUUAUACGAUUCCCUAAUGCCAGUUAAAAAAAAAAUGGAUUGAAUAGUGAGGAAAACUACGCUGAAGUAAGAGGAGUUGCCGUGAGCAUACACAAAGCUGUCUACUGCCUGGCCUGUGAUAAAUCCAAAAGUUUUCAUGUAAUUGAUAAAAAAAAUUAAUUCAGAAAAAAAAUAUUUGAAUAAAAUAAAAAAUAAAAUUUUCAUAGAGACGAAAUAAAAAGCCAAAGUGAGUGAUAAUUGUGGUAAAAAUUACUGUAAAAAGUGGUUUAACUUAUGAAAUACCGUAAAGUAUUAAAUGAACUAACUUUUAAGACAAAAACGCAAAUUCAAAAAUAAAAUAAAAUAAAUUAAACAAAGAAGAAGGAUAAAAAUAGUAAAUAAUGAAACAAUAAAACGUAGCAACAAUAUAACUAAAGCUCAAGUGCCAAAUAUCAAAAAAAGACCGUUAAAAUCAACAAGAACCAAAAUCCCGAUGAGUUUCGCCUCGGCCAGCAGUCAUCAAAUCAUCGAUGAAACCGCCACGUGCACCCACCGCAACACUGCAACAUCAACCAACACAAAAUACACACAAACCAAUAAAAACGCAGCGCAGGAGACCACAUUUCCGAGGCCAACACUUUCAACAGCAACAGCGACAACAACACAAUCUGCAGCCGCAACAUCUGGAGCAACAUCAUCCUCACCAAUAUUACCAACUAUCGAAAACUUGUCCGCUUUCACACCUAAACACUCCUACGCCACCUCAGCGCCGACAACUUCAACAACGGUAACCUUCAAUCCUACUGUCACCACAUUCACCGCGCGCUGGACGCACGACACGAGCAGUGAGGGCAGCAGCGACGGCAACAGCAGCGCUAAAUCCUCAUUCUCAUCAUCCACUUAUUCCUCGGCUGUGUCAGAGACAGCCACAACGACCGCAAGCUCAACGACAGGCUUACCACCAACUACUCCGCCAAGGCCGCCAAGACCGCCACCACGCAAAGGCGGCGUCGCUACACAUAAGAGUCCGGCGCAGGCAGCCAGUUCUUUUGUGGUUAAAUGUCUGCUGAAAACGGUGCGUUUUAUGUGGCAAGUUACGGAGAUACCGACGAAAAUCGGUGAAACUCUCGGUACCAUUUAUCGUUAUGCACAGGAUUCCGUCGAGACGAUACUCUGCGUAGCUGGAAAAGCGCGUCGCAAAGAGCGCGAUGGCGAUCAAAAUUCAACAGAUACCAAAUUAUAUUUGGAGGAGAGCGUUCUAGAACGUAAGCUACCUGAAGCCGAUCUCAAAGCCUUAGUGGAUCUUCCAGCUGGCUUAGACUAUAACGAAUGGCUGGCGUCACACACACUGGCUCUAUUCGAGCACGUGAAUUUGGUUUAUGGAACUAUUAGUGAAUUUUGUACGCCAUCUGGUUGUUCAGAUAUGACCGGACCCGGCAACAGAACGUACUUAUGGUUCGAUGAGAAAGGCAAGAAGACGCGAGUCGCCGCUCCACAGUACAUCGACUAUGUGAUGACCUUCACACAGAAGACAGUCAGCGACGAGUCGAUAUUCCCAACCAAAUAUGCCAACGAAUUCCCGAGUUCGUUCGAAUCGAUUGCCCGCAAAAUACUACGCUUGCAAUUUCAUGUGAUAGCUCAUCUCUAUGCGGCGCAUUUCCGAGAAAUCGCGCUACUGGGAUUGCACACCCAUUUAAAUUUGACCUUUGCGCACCUGACCGCACUACAUCGACGCUUUACGCUGAUCGACGAGAAGGAGACGGAUGUUUUGCGUGAUCUGGAGGUGGCCCUUCGACUCACGGACGAUGGCCAAAGUUCGCUUGCCUCGUCGACGAUCACAGCCACGACCGAUGGGGGCAGCAGUGGUUGCAGUGCCGCCGGAGGCAGCGGAAGCACAAGCGGUGGUGGUUCCACAACUGAUAGCGGUAUAGCGAAUAGCAGCAGUAGUUGUAGCAGUGGCGUAGGCGGUGGUCACUCGCAGCAUCAGCAACAACAACAACAGCUUUCGGGAGUAGAGGAUGUCAAUUCACAACAGCAGCAGCAGCAGCAGCAGUUAGCAUCGUCCUUGGCGGCGGGCACAACGCUCAUCGAUGGCGAUGCGGCAGCGCCGCCCAUUUGCACACAGCCGGAGGCGCAAGCAAAACAGGCGAAUAAUGGGCAUGCGUCGACAGCAGCGGCGGUCUUUGGUGGCGGUGGUGGCCUUAUUGGUGGCAUAUUGGGUGAUUUGAGUAGCGGCGAGUUCGGCGAAACGGCGACACGCUAUUGCACUUCGGCUCUGCCGUCACAACAGCAACAGCAUCCGAGCGCUGAGGCGGGUGGACCGGCCCCCGGUGCCGGCGCGUUGCACUUGAACUUCAACAAUAAUCACCACAACCAUCAUCAUCACCACCACCACCAUCCACAUCAUCAGCAUGCGCACCAACAGGCGGCGGCGGCAGCUGCAGCGGCGACGGCGGCUCAGCCACAUCAUUUUACGCAGCAACAACAACAACAUCAACAGCACAGUGGCCUGAUACAGUGUAACGCGAGCAAUGCGCCGAAUGCGAAUGCCGUUAGCGGCGGCGCAACAACCUCAGCGAAUGCUGGGCCAGCAGCGUCGGCAGCAACAACAACGGCAUAGUUGCCAACAGCAAGAGAAGAAGAACUUAAACAAAUAAUAAUAACAAAUUCGCACGCUAGUAGUAUUGCUGCCGCGGACGGAGAGGAUGUUGCCGGUGCCGUUGAAAGUGCUGCCGAUUAUGUUGUUAACUAUCCUAAAGCCAUGACAGCAACAUUUGUUGUUGUGGAGAGUGCUGCUGCUGCCAGUAAAGCAGUCUCACAAGCUAAAGCAGUCUCACAAGCUAUUCAUGCCGCCGCCGCUACCACCAACGCCAACGCCAACACCAACACCACCGCCGUUGUAGCCGCACCCAUUGCCACAGCAGUUGCCCUUAGCGUAGGAAAGUAUGUUGUUUAUAAUUAUAAUAAAAUAGGCGUCGCUGCUAUUGUUGCCGUCAGAGGAGUAGGAGAAGUUGUAGAAGAGGAGGAGGAAGAGGAAGUGGGAAAAGGAGUAGAAGAUAGGAUUGCAGUUGAAAUGGAAAUUGAAGACAAAGCUAAAUAUAAAAACAAAGAUGAUUAUGAUAAUGAUAAUGAUAAUGAUAAUGAUAACGAUGUUAAAAGUGUUGCCGUUGCGGCCGCAAAGGAUGUAUGACGCUUAUUGCUUUAUAUUUACAAUAUAUAGAGUAGUGUUAAAACUAAAAAUUAAGAAAAAUGAAAAUACAAAAUACAAAAGAUUAAAAGCAACAAGUGCUACAACAAAUAUGCAUAAUUAAUAAACUAAAAUGCAGGAAAUGAGAAUGGGGAAAAUGUUAAAUAUAAAAGAAAACAGAAAAAAGGUGUGAAAAAUGCAUUAACAAUUUCAACAAAAUCAUAAAAUUAUUCUGCGAUAUUUUUUUUAUAUAUUCAAAUAAAAUUACUUUCCAUUAUGUUCCACGAUUCUCUGAUUAUUAAGACCCAGUAUUGAAAUAUUUGGUGUUAAAAAAAUUAUUUGCAUUGGAUUUUGGAAAGUGAUGAAUAAUAUGUUCCACAAUAACUUAGGUUUGUUAGGGCAUUUUUCACAACUCUGCUGUUUCACAUGCAUACAUAUAAGUAAAAGAAAAAAAAGUAAUAAGGGAAAAUAAACAAAUAUAUAUAUUGAUUAAUUGUAAUUGUGUCUGUAUUUGGUGUGACACCAACUAUAAUAAACAAAUAAAAUUUAGUUUCAAAAGAAAAAAA
Molecule: messenger RNA, 5153 nt
Organism: Ceratitis capitata (Mediterranean fruit fly)
Lineage: Eukaryota; Metazoa; Arthropoda; Insecta; Diptera; Tephritidae
Gene: Mob2
Product: MOB kinase activator-like 2
Exons: 5
Coding region: 1894-4020 (708 amino acids)
Biological process (GO): positive regulation of protein phosphorylation; signal transduction
Cellular component (GO): cytoplasm; nucleus
Molecular function (GO): protein kinase activator activity
Source: RefSeq, a predicted model, not a curated record